AUGGCGAAGGCUUUCACGCGGAGGAUGAACGCGGCGGCGGCGCGCGCCCUCGCCCCCGACUACGAGUUGGCGGGCGGCGAGAACGGCGGCGCCCCUGCGGUGGCCGCGCCCGCCGUGCCGCCCGCCCCCGCGCCCACCGUGCCUUCGCUGGCGCCCUCGCUCAACGCCGCCUUCCCCGCUUCCUCCUUCCACGCCGUCAACGUCCUCCUGCACGCCGCCGUCACCGCCGCCUUCGUGGGCGUGCUGCAGUGCGUGGGCGUGGGGCCUUGGGCGUGCCUGGGCGCCGGCUCGCUCUUCGCCGCCCACCCCGUGCACGUCGAGGCCGUCGCGGGCGUGGUGGGGCGCGCGGAGCUGUUGGCCGCCCUUGCCUUCUGCCUGGCCCUCGCCGCCUACACCAAGUACCUCCGCGGGCGUGCGACCGGGCGGGCGUGGGCGCGGCGGGCGGGUGGCGCCUGCGCCCACGGGUGCCUGCGGGCGGAGGAGAGCCUAGCGGCGCAUAAGGCGCUCAGCUGCUCGUCCGGCUUCUCGUGGGGCGCCGGCGAGUCCUGGUGCCAGCUGCAGCUGCCGGCGUGGGCGUGGCUGGCCCUCAGCGUGGGCGGCGCCGGGGUGGCCAUGGCGUGCAAGGAGCAGGGCGUGACGGCGCUCGGCGUCGGCCUCCUGCUGCACGCGGCCGCCGUCGUCUCGGGGACGCCCAGGAACAAGAGUCUGGUGCACGCCCUCAUCCGCGAGCUGUGGCCGGGCUGCGUGGGUUCGGCCAUGCUGCUGUGGGCGCGCGUGAGCCUGGCGCCCCACACGCCCUCCUUCACGCCCGCGGACAACCCUGCCGCCCACGCGCCGUCGCUGCUGACGCGCACGCUGAGCAUCGCGCGCGGGUGGGCGAUGCACGGGCGGCUGCUGGUGUGGCCGGCGACGCUGUCGUUCGACUGGUCCAUGGGCGCCGUGCCGCUCGUGACCUCGCUGGGCGACGCCGCCAACCUGGAGACGGCGGCGCUGCUGGCGGUGGUGGCGGCGGGGGGCGCGUCCGCCGCCGCCGCCUGCUGGAGGGCGCGCAGCCGCGUCGCCUACUUCACCAAACUGUACACAUAUCACAGCCACCACGCCUACCACGACGUGCUCAACAACAACGUGCAGCACGGCGACGUCGACGGCGCCCUCCCCGCCGCCCACGCCGCCCCCUGCUGCGCCGCCAGCCACUCCGCCGCCUGGUGGCACGCCAACCCGCUCCUGCUGGUGCUCGCGUGGGCGCUGCUCGUCGUGCCCUUCCUCCCCGCCUCCAACCUCGCCGCCUACGUGGGCUUCGUCGUGGCAGAGCGAGUCCUCUACCUGCCGUCGAUGGGCGCGUGCCUGCUGGUGGCGCUCGGGUGCCAGAGCCUGUGGCACCUCCUCGGCUCCUGCAAGAGCCACCGCACAGAGCCACGUAGUAGUAAAAGCAGACGCUGCCUCCGAGCGCGCCGCGGAAGGCUGGCACUCGCAGGCACUUGGGUCUUCCUCUUGCUCCUCCUCAGUGCCAGAACUUGGAGGAGAAACCAGGACUGGGCCAGCGACGAGACGCUCUAUCGCUCCGGCGUGCACAUCAACCCGCCCAAGGAUAAGUAUGAGAGCCAUUAA
Penaeus vannamei (Pacific white shrimp) is the source of this 1608-nucleotide messenger RNA. Lineage: Eukaryota; Metazoa; Arthropoda; Malacostraca; Decapoda; Penaeidae. The record is from RefSeq and is a predicted model, not a curated record.